Messenger RNA from Echinococcus granulosus, 6495 nucleotides. RefSeq names its product Protein split ends. Gene Ontology annotation, molecular function: RNA binding. NCBI's taxonomy places the organism in Eukaryota, Metazoa, Platyhelminthes, Cestoda, Cyclophyllidea, Taeniidae. Bases 1 to 6495 code for a protein of 2164 amino acids. The record is from RefSeq and is a predicted model, not a curated record. The transcript has 9 exons.
AUGAAUGAAACCAAGUAUCUGUGGAUAACUAACAUUCCUUCCAAAUGUAGAGAGGAGGACGUAACUCGAGUUCUUCGACGCCACGGUGACAUUAAAGCCACAAAGACUGUUCAUCAUAAUUCCUGUUUUAACCUUAUUGUGGAAUACCUCGAUCGUUCAUCUGCAACACGAGCUGUUCAUUCGAAAAAUUUGUUGAAAGGAAAUAUUCUUAAAGUUGAUUAUUGCGAUUCUUCUGGUAAUCCUUGGAUUCCUUCCACGUCUCAUCGAAUUUCCCCUGUUGGACUGCCGCAAAACCAAAGAUCUGAUCGUAAACCUGAAACAAUGCUAGUGGACAGAGCGGGUCCCAGUUCAGCAGCCUCAAGUCACAACCAUCACCACCACCAUCAUCACCACCACCCCCAUCAAGCACAUCAGCCCCAACAGCAACAGCAGCGUCAAUUGCCCCCUCAACAACUGCGAUUUCAGUCGACCGCCUCCCCCUCUUCCUCCUCCUCCUCAAACCGACAGAGUGGUCUGCAAGGCACCGUCGGCAGUGCCUCCCUCAAAGUGGUUUUCACUCCACCGCCGAAGUACACCGAGACGCAAAUUAAACAAGCAUUGUGCGACGAGCUGCACAAAUUCGUUAAGACGUACCAUGUGAACCUGCUGCCCGCAGCAGCUACGGGAGGCAGACAAACGCGAGUAGCCCUGGUGGUGUUUCGGCGUACUGAGGAUGAGGAGCGGGCCUAUCUGGCGUUCUGCAAUGCUGGACGGUGCCUUUUUGGUGCUCCGGUGCAUGUGGAAUUCUGCUCUAUUACGGAUUCCGAAGUGAUUGGCUCGGGUCCGCGAAUCCGACCCUCGCCAACGGUAGCCUCAGUUACGAUACAUUCCUCAAACUCUCCCCCUCCCUCCCUGACUGUUCCGCGCACAACUCGUUCUCCGGUCUUCAGUCUUCCCACUCGCUCUCUUAUUGUUCAUGGCCUCACAGCGGGCCCCAAUGGACCCGUCUCCGAGGUUCAACUCAACACUGCCUUUCAGAGAUUCGGCUCCAUCCUAGUCCAAAUGCGUCCAACAAGCAAUUCCGCGAUUAUCGAGUUCGUUGAACUGCGAGGUUCCACUCGCGCGAUGACGACACAUCAACGGGAUCCCCUGAGAUUGGGAGGUCGACCUCUGCGUCUGCUCUACACACCCAGUCGACCGGUCAGCUGUCUCUUCAUCAACGAUAUCCCCACUCCUCUCAUCCAUCAAUCUGAAGGGGAACUGAAGACCCUCUUCUCUCGUGUGGUUCCUGUUGCACAGGUCUCCAAAAUCACUCGAUCUCAAGAAUCCUCGGCCAAUACCACCGUCCACAUUUGCGCCUUGGUUGAACUCGCUUCUCAGGAGCUGGCUACUCAACUACUGGAAUAUCUUCGUUCGUCCGAAUCACCACUGGUUUUGGCUACGCAGAACCGGUCUCCAGAAUCACUCACCACCCCUCGAUUGCCCACUUUUGUUUGCUCGGUGGAUUUUGCUAGUCCUAAGCAAAUGGGAAAGGUUAUGACUUUUGCAAAAGUUGUGGAGACGGUUAGACUGAAACCAGCGGUAAUGACAACACGGCCGCCUCCUCCAACACCAUCAUUUGAUACGGUGAAUGAGAAGUCGAGGAGUUCAGAUCUGCGUCCUCCUCUCGGCAAUCAUCGUCCUUGCGAACAACAACGUCAUGAGUCAAGUGAGGAGGAGUAUUCGCGGAGCAGUUCAACGUCGAAUUCCUCCCUUUCCAAGCGUUUCGCCAAUUCCAAUACCGCACCACCACCAACACCAGCAGCGACGUUCCCAUCACAACGAUGGAGCGUCACAGAAGCACCACUCUUCAUCCCUCAGAAGCGACUUUUGGGUUCAUUGAGAGGGGAGCUUAAUCGGAGUCAUGGCACUACUACCACCAACACUGUUUCGCUAAAUCUGCCGGAAGAAGUGAAUGUUUGCGAGUCGAUGUAUGACAAGAUAAAACGACGCACGGAGGGUGAAAAGGAGCGUCGAAAGCGACCCUGCCUGGAAUCCGAAGAAGGCGAGGAAAGUCGACUAGUGAGGAGGAAGCGGCGACGGAGACAGCACUACCAACCGACGCUUGAAGGUGGUCUCGAUGGUGAUACUGAGGAUGAGGGCAAUUACGAAGGAAGUGGAGAAGACCUGGUGGAGGAAAUGGGUCUCCUGAGGCAAAGACACAAGCUGAAAUGCUCUGAUUCAUCUUCUCGACGUCAUAGACAUGGCAGUCGCCCUUCCAAAAACCUCCCAACAUCGUCCUCUCGAUCUUCGGUUGAAAGUCACCGGCAGAAAUCGCAGACUGCUAAACCACCAUCGAAACCUGUCUCCACAACAAUCACCCGCCUGAGCCUGGGAAUGAGUGUCCCUAUGACUGCUAGCUACCACACUAUCUCCAAAUCUCCCUCCAGCUGCGGAGAUCGACGACCAUCUCGACUCCGCUCCGCCUCUGGUGAAUCUCGCUCCGGAAGUGUCACCUCAGAGGAUACGACUGUUAAGUCGACUUCGAUUCGUCGUUCUUCCUACAAAGGAAUCAACCCUUCUUCUUUGAUUGGAAGCAGAAGCACCACUGAACCGUCAGUUAGUAGAUCCCUCUCCCUCAACGAUGUGGACAGUGCUUCAGGCUGUCCCACACUCCCUUCGCUUCCACAGAAGCGAAUAAAACGCCAACGAGAUUGUGUCAAACCUUCUACCCCUUCAACGGCAACGGUUAGGAAGACGGAAAGGCGGCGGCUCUCCACUCAGACUACUGUUUUUAGAUCUAGCAGGGUCGCCUCCUCUAGUCUUUCAACUGAUGAUGAGAGGGAGGAGAAAGACCGAACCCAUAAUUCAAGGCCUCUAAAGUGGUCAAGUGACGCCAAAGUUAGCUUACUCAACUACAACACCGAUAGCAAGACCCAGAGGCUCCGAACCACGUCUAAGUUCAAAGCAAAGGCACGGAGAACACACUCUCCCAGUAGAGUCAGUGACACCACCAGCAGUAGUAGCAGUAGUCUCUGCAGUGUUGGGUCUUCCAGACGUCGAAGGCGCAGCGUAGAUAUAGAGGGUGUAAGCGCUUCCACUCCUCUCUCAUGCGGAAGUCGUUUAGCGAAACCCACUCCUCCCUUGCGUUCCUCGGACUUUCAUGUCGAUCUCUCUGAGGCCGAUGAUGGCUACAGUCUGGACGACUUUGACCGUUUCUCUGCCAACACUGCAAUGACUCCCUCUACAGAAGCCAUGGAGAUCUCACCAGAGACCGGGGAGGAGGAGCCCGAGCAUCUACUCUCUGAGUGGUUCACCCGAAUGUCCAGUAAUCACUCCGACUCGGAGGUGGAACCGGAGCGGGAGCAAGCGGUGGUAGAGGAAGAAGAGGAGAUUGGAGAUAGUCGGAGCGAUGAUCAAAAGCCCCUGUUAAUCAGCUUUGACGACAUUAAUAUCCUCAACACCUCCAAGGAGGAUUCCUUGAACCUUAGCAACCGCGAUGCCAUAGGUGAUAUUAGGAUGGAUGAUCAACCCUCACCAAGGUUGAAUGAGAGCAGUGAUAAGUCAUCAUUGAAGUCGUUGGUGGAAGAGACCGCAGAGCCAGUGAAACCUCCUCUCCCAGACGAAGUAGUGUCACCCACUGUUUCCGCCAUCUUCAAACCCCAGGCACCACCGACACCACCCAAACUGGACCCCGGCACACUUCCUCCACCGCCCCCACCCCCUCCGAACGUUCAACAAAUUCUCUCACCGUACUCUUCUUCCUCACCUACUCAGUCACUCUGCUCAGCGUGUUCUCGCUCUAGUCCCUCGCCUAUCAUCACAAUCCCAGUGCAAACUUCUCGCUCUGGAUCAGCAGCAAACGUUGUAACGGAGACGACAACCUGUGUGCGAACUGCAGUUUCUGUGACCCAAGAGAAUACAUGCGUUAAGCCUACUGAAAAAUUGACUCCUCUGUCAGAGAAUCGGGAUUUGAAGCGCUACGUCCAGAGUGUGAUUGAGCGGGUUAAAGCUGAGACUGUGGAAGAUGCAGCGACUCACCGUUCCGUGACCUCAAUUACACCGAUCACCUCACCCCUACAUCAUCCUCCUACAGCUUCCCCUCCUCCUCUCUCUCUUCCUCCUCCUCCCAUUCCUAUUUCCCUCCCUCAAGCUGGAAGAAAGGGUGCCUUACCUGCAACUGGUAGGCGAACUUCGGGAGCCACGCCGCCGGGUUUGGUAUCGACUGCUUUUUCCCCAAAUGCGCGCUCUGCAACUGGAAAGAUGCUGUUUGAGUCUUCAGGGGUCGGUCUUCUGAGCAUUCCGGGAGUCAACGCAUGUGCACCUCUCAGUGAUGCUCCCUCGUCGCCCAGCAAACUAAUUCCCGAAGUGGUUGUUGAACCGAAGACUCUUCGUUCGACUACCCGUCGGCGUGCGAAGAUGGCAAUGGCGGCAACUUCCGCACCUCCAGUGCCGUCAGCAACUACAACACCUAUGGUAGCGAUGGAUGUUGCUACUCCUGCUCCCAAACAACCGACAGACCCCUACGAACCUAAUUUUGACGAUGACUCACCUCCUCUUGUCAAGCCGACAGUGAAUGCUACCUCACCACUGGUUGUCAACACGUCUCUCGCUUCAGAACAUCCCGGUACAGCAUCUACUGUGUCUAGUGUGACCACAACGGAGGAGGCCGUUUCGACCAGCGAUACCUUGAAGGGCAAUACCACUCGACGUAGUGGGUUGGAUUCGGUGGAUGAGAUUAUCACGGACGUCUGUUGUGGUCGGUUUGAUAUGCAAAGCUACCUCGAUAGUUGGGGCCUGCAACCACCCACUUCGAGUUCCCGCAGCGGACCUCCCACUGUUACCACGGCAAUGCCAACACCGAUGUCGACAACGGCAGCCACAACGACUGCAGCGAAAGCGACUGAGACCAAGCCACCGGUCGUCUCUGCUCCCACAAACAACCCCAUCUUCACGGCUAUCAUUAAUGCUUUACAGUCAAUCACCGGUAGUCCGGUGGUGAUUGGAGGUGGUGCGAAUAAUAGUGCUAGUGGAGUGAGGCAAGCUAACCCUGGGGUUGGUCAACAACUCCCGCAGAAGGCAUCCACUGUUAUCGUCGGUUCCAAUCCCCCUACAAUUUCCGCCACCACUAUCACGUUUCCGGUUUUUUUUAAGAACGUCUUUUCGGCUGCCAACAGUUCCACGAAGAACGCUCCUGCUGUAGCGGCAGCGGUGUCGUGUCCCAUCAAAACCACCGUGACAAAUUCGCAUCCCGUCACAAUGACUACAACCCCAUCGAACAUGUCACAACAGCAGCUGCUUCACCAACAAAGCACUUCGACAAUAGCUGUGUCUCGACCCCAGUCUUCAACGACAGAUAGUGUCAUUGAGAGCCCCCACCCCUACCGCGUUCGAUGUGGCAGUGACAAUAACGGACCCGCCUCUGGUCUUAUUGACGACGUUAUUUCCGUUUCUGGCUCGACUAGACAACCUCAACAGCGCCCGAUUUUCAAUCCCCGCAAUUUCACCAGUCCCCCGCCGAGGUAUCCCCCCUUCUCGUCACCACGCCAUGUAUCUGCUGCAUCUCAGCCACCACCACUUCCCCACACUCCGAUGCCAUGGUCUAUGAAUCCAAUGUCUACCUAUCCGCGUCCAACGCGCCAGGAGUCAUCGCCAUCGGCGACGACAGCGACGACGAAUGCUUUCUCCCCUGUAUCGUUGCUGGAAAAGCUUUCCUGCUUCAUUGAUCCGGACUUAGUGCUCCCGAUGCUGCAAUCAGCAAUGCAAGAAGGUCAACACUUGGAUCCGGAUUUACUAGCUUCGUUGGCAAAGAUGUUUCAGCAAUAUGGUGCUAGCGGCGGGGAUAGUGGGGGUAUUCCACCUCCAUCAAAUGCUGUGACCUCAACCCCGAGUCCAUCUCAGACAUCCGCUAGUGGCGGCAGCGGUGGGGGCAGUGGACAGUAUCACCAUCUUUCAAGAGCUGCAGGCGCAGCCACUCCACCCGCUCCAAGAACUGGAAGUUUCGAUCAGACAUACCCCCUGGUCUGGCAAGGUCGCCUCUCUCUCAAGAACUCCGAAGUGAGCGUUGCCCUACAUUACGUUCAGGGGAACGCGGACCUCCUCCGCGCCUGCAUCUCCAACCUAGCAGCAGGGGGUGGGGGUAGCCCCCAGCAAGCCCUGGUGACCUCCGGGGGACCGUUGCGCAUUGUACAACGCAUGCGUUUGGAGGCCUCUCAGUUGGACGCGGUGCAGCGGAAGAUCACGCAGGAGGGCGCCUCCUGUGCCUGCGUCGCUUUCGCCUCAGGUGCCAACAGGGCCGAUCUGGCGCAGCAGAAUCUCGCCCUCUCGGACGGUUUCAUCCGCUACAUGCUGGAGAAAGGUGCUGCUGGAAUUAUCAAUGUUGGCCAGCCUGGAGCUGUUCAAGGUCUCUAUGUAGUCCACAUCUUUCCCCCCUGUGAAUUCUCCCAUACUCUACUACGCUUGGCCGCGCCCGAUUUGCAUCAGAGCAUCCUACAAGCCCAAUUGCCACACCUCCUCAUUGUCAUCACCACUGUUUGA